AUGAUAAUUCAUUCAUCUGGGAUCAAUGUCACUGUGAAGACAGAAUUCCUGCUGCUGGAAUUCUUGGAAGCCCGGGAGCUGCAGCUGGUCUACGCUGCACUGUACCUCCUGGUCUACUUGGCGGCCCUGACAGGGAAAGUCCUCACCAUCGCCGUCACCACCCUCGACCGGUGCUUCCACAUCUUCACGUACGUCUUCCUCAGGCACCUCUCUUUCUGUGGAUCUUUUUUUAUGGAUUUUGAGUAUUUCGUCUUCAUGGCAAUGUCCUACUACCGCUGCGCCACCAUAUGCCUCUCCCUGUGCCACAACGUCAUCAUGGAUCGAGGGUCCUGUGGGAAGAUGUUCUUCUCUGACCUCACCACUCUGCUGAUGAUUUCCUGCUCUGAGGAGCACGUUGCCAUGGACGUGGGCAUGACCAAAGGGGCAGCGCUAGCUGUUGCUUGCAUCGUGCCCAUUGUCAUCUGGUACAUCCGCAUUUUCUGGGCCUUGUUCUGUGACGUCCUUCCUCUGCUGAAGAUCACCUGCUCCGAGAAGCACAUCACCAUCGACGCGACGGUGCACUGUAUCUACAUGAAGCUGCCCUCAGACUCCUCCUUGAUUGUGGACCCGCUGGUGUGCGUCUUCUAUGCAACGAUGCCCCUUGCUCUGAAACCCCUUAUCUAA
Molecule: messenger RNA, 663 nt
Organism: Tachyglossus aculeatus (Australian echidna)
Lineage: Eukaryota; Metazoa; Chordata; Mammalia; Monotremata; Tachyglossidae
Product: olfactory receptor 14A2-like
Exons: 5
Coding region: 1-663 (220 amino acids)
Molecular function (GO): olfactory receptor activity; odorant binding
Source: RefSeq, a predicted model, not a curated record